Messenger RNA from Ipomoea nil (Japanese morning glory), 2009 nucleotides. Its product is annotated as protein ACCELERATED CELL DEATH 6-like. Gene Ontology annotation, cellular component: plasma membrane. The transcript is spliced from 3 exons. NCBI's taxonomy places the organism in Eukaryota, Viridiplantae, Streptophyta, Magnoliopsida, Solanales, Convolvulaceae. Gene Ontology annotation, molecular function: protein phosphatase regulator activity; protein phosphatase 1 binding. The record is from RefSeq and is a predicted model, not a curated record. Bases 21 to 1853 code for a protein of 610 amino acids.
ACCAUUCAUCGUAUCGCAGAAUGUCUGAUCCCAAAUACCCAAGGUUGUCGGAAGAGGAGAGCUAUGACAUGGAAAACACCAUGGAUCCUGAGCUUUAUACAGCCAUAACCAAAGGUGACCUUCUUGAAUUCAUAAGAGCAAUGGAGGAGAGAAUAACAUACAGUCAUCAUGGAUCAACAGCAGACUGUGUCCAUUUAGCCCCACAGAAGAACACAGUUCUGCACUUGGCAACAAUCCAUGGACACGACGAAAUCGUUAAACUUAUCUGCAAGGACCUGCCAUUCUUUAUAGCAGAGAAAAAUGUGAAAGGUGAUAUUCCCCUCCACAUUGCAGCAAGAACUGGCAGCUCCCUGCUAGUGGAACUGUUGAUUGGUGCAGACUACAGGGAAGGCUGUUUAGGCGAAACGAAUAGGGAAGGAAACACUGCACUCCAUGAGGCUUUAAGACACAAUCAUAAAGAUGUGGCUCAGAUGCUAAUCUUUAAACAUCCAAACAUGUCUUAUGGUGUUAACAAGGAAGGGAAGAGUUUGCUUUACUUGGCAGCAGAAGCAGGAUUCGAAUCCAUCGUUAAGCUCCUAAUGGAAAACCCUGUGGGACGUUACGCUAUUGCAGAAAACAAUAAGCACAAGUCACCAAUUCAUGCUGCAAUAAUUGGCAGGAAUAUAGAUGUGCUAAAACUUUUGUGGGAAUACGAUAAGUCCUCUUUCCAGACGAGGUGCGAAAAAGGAUGGAAUCCACUCCAUUAUGCUGCAGAUAAUGGGUACCUUGAUGGGGUGGAUUUCUUACUGAACAGAUGCCAUGAAUUUGGUUAUCAUAGAGACAAGCAGGGGGUUUUCCCUGUUCACAUAGCAUCUAUCAGAGGUCACUGCAACAUAGUCUCGAUGAUGCUUCAGCGCCGCCCUGAUUCAAUAGAACUACUCACUCUGCAAGGCCAAAACAUCCUUCACGUGGCGGCUAAAGGGAGAAGAUUGAAAGCAUUUGAUUAUAUGCUCAAAAUGCCGGAAAUGGAGAGGCUGAUAAACCAGAGAGAUGAAGAUGGGAACACAGCCUUGCAUGUUGCUACCAUUUAUGGAAACCCCAAAGUGGUGAGCAGUCUGAUGUGGGAUGAAAGAGUGAGGGUUGGACUGGAAAAUAGUAAUGGUCUCACUGCACUUGAUAUUGCUGAGGAUCACAUGAGAACAGACAUUGAAUCUUUUCAGAAGAGACUGACAUGGAUGGCCUUAAGGGUUGGAGGAGCUCCAAGAGCACCAAACAGUAAGGUCUUGAAUGGCAAUGGAAAUGGCAGAUUCAUGGUUAGACAGCACCCAAGAAUGGAAGAUUACAGAGACCGGGUGAAUGUGAUUCUGCUGGUGGCGACGCUGGUGGUGACGGUGACAUUCACGGCGGGGUUCACAAUCCCCGGCGGCUCCAACAACUCCAGUCCAAACCAAGGCAUCGCAACAAUGCUGGAAAAAGUGAAGUUCCAAGAAUUCAUAAUCUGCGACUCCAUAGCAAUGUACAGCGCCAUCAUCGUGGCUGUGACAAUGAUAUGGGCACAGUUAGGCGACAUAAGCUCAAUGCAAGUCGCCUUCAGGCUAGCACUGCCAUUGCUGUGGAUCUCCCUGGCCAUGAUGUCUGCGGCGUUCAUGGCGGGGGUGUACUUAGUUGUAAGCAAGAUCGGUUGGCUGGCAAACGUCGUGCUCUUCAUGGGCUCAAACUUCAUCUUCUUGCUCACCCUGCUGUUUCUGCCUCUCUGCUUCUUAGGCCCAUCAAACCACCGCUCCUUUCGUUCCCUCUCUUACUAUCCUUUCUGUCUGGUCCUGUUUGCUCUGGGAAGCUACGCUGAAGAAGAAGAAGAAGCCAUGUUUGGUUAAUUAAUUGUACAUAGCCAAGCUUGCAAGGACACCAAUUUCAUAUUGGUCGCCUGCCAUGAACGUGAAGUUGAUUACAACCGCAAUUCAUCCAAAGAUGAAUUUAAUUUGUAAUAUAAUGUAAAGUUGAUGUCCAUAAUUAAUGAAUAUGUGCAUAAA